GCUGCGACUGGCAUACGGUGCCGCGUUGGGGUUCUGGGCUGCGCGAGGUGCGCUCACUCUCUGCAGCUGGUGCCGCAGCCGGGUGCGGGGAACAGAACUAGUCCGAGAAAAGCACGUGCCGCGUUUCAGUGAUUGCUGGGCGGGUGUGUACAAGUAGGCCAUACCUGUCUAUGAUUCUUUGAGAACAUUAUAAUGUCCUUUUGUGCCUCUUCUCACAAGGAGUUUUCCUAGCUGUUACCUAUUCAAGACAUGGAUAUCAAAAACUCACCAUCUAGCCUUAACUCUCCUGUCUCCUACAACUGCAGUCAAUCCAUCCUACCCCUGGAGCCAGGCCCCAUAUAUAUACCUUCCUCCUAUGUAGAGAGCCACCAUGAAUAUUCAGCCAUGACAUUCUAUAGCCCUGCCGUGAUGAAUUACAGUAUUCCCAAUAACUCGGAAGGUGGGCCUGGUCGACAGACCACAAGCCCAAAUGUAUUGUGGCCAACUCCUGGGCACCUCUCUCCUUUAGCCAUCCAUUGCCAGUCGUCACUUCUGUAUGCAGAACCUCAAAAGAGUCCUUGGUGUGAAGCGAGAUCAUUAGAACACACCAUACCUGGGAACAGAGAGACAUUGAAAAGGAAGGCUAGUGGAAGCAGUUGUGCCAGCCCUGUUGCUAGUCCAAGUUCAAAGAGGGAUGCCCACUUCUGUGCAGUCUGCAGCGAUUAUGCAUCGGGAUAUCACUAUGGAGUCUGGUCGUGUGAAGGAUGUAAGGCCUUUUUUAAAAGAAGCAUUCAAGGACAUAAUGAUUAUAUUUGUCCAGCUACAAAUCAGUGUACAAUAGAUAAGAACCGGCGUAAAAGCUGCCAGGCCUGCCGACUUCGGAAGUGCUAUGAAGUCGGAAUGGUGAAGUGUGGCUCCCGGAGAGAAAGGUGUGGGUACCGCGUAGUUCGAAGGCAGAGAAAUUCUGAUGAGCAGCUGCACUGCCUGAGCAAAGCCAAGAAAAAUGGUGGACAUGUGACCCGCGUGAAGGAGCUGCUGCUGAGUGCCCUGAGCCCAGAGCAGCUGGUGUUCACACUCCUCGAGGCCGAGCCGCCCCACGUGCUCGUGAGCCGCCCCAGCACACCCUUCACUGAGGCCUCCAUGAUGAUGUCCCUGACGAAGCUGGCUGACAAGGAACUGGUACACAUGAUCGGCUGGGCCAAGAAAAUUCCGGGCUUCGUGGAGCUCAGCCUGUACGACCAAGUGCGGCUCUUGGAGAGCUGCUGGUUGGAGGUGCUCAUGGUGGGGCUGAUGUGGCGCUCCAUUGACCACCCCGGCAAGCUCAUCUUUGCUCCAGACCUCGUUCUGGACAGGCUUCUGCAGCGAGAAAACUUGAACCUACUGAGGAUGAGAGGAAAAUCCGGGUAUCUCAGCUUAUUUCUAACAAGGGAUGAAGGGAAAUGUGUAGAAGGAAUUCUGGAAAUCUUUGACAUGCUCCUGGCAACGACUUCAAGGUUUCGCGAGUUAAAACUCCAACACAAAGAGUAUCUCUGUGUCAAGGCCAUGAUCCUCCUCAACUCCAGUGUGUACCCUUCAGCUGAAGCACCCCAGGAGGCUGACAGCAGCCGGAAACUGGCUCAUCUACUGAACGCUGUGACGGAUGCUCUGGUCUGGGUGAUCGCCAAGAGCGGCAUCCCCUCCCAGCAGCAGUCCGUCCGCCUGGCUAACCUGCUGAUGCUCCUUUCUCACGUCAGGCACGCCAGUAACAAGGGCAUGGAACACCUGCUCAACAUGAAGUGCAAAAAUGUGGUCCCCGUCUACGACCUGCUGCUGGAGAUGCUGAAUGCCCACACACUUCGCGGCAGCAAGUCCUCGGUCACAGGGUCCGGGUGCAGCCUGGUGGAGGAAAGUGAGAGCAAAGAGGGCUCCCGGAACCCCCAGGCUCAGUGAUGCCAAGCCCUGAGGUGUGGUCAGGCUGCAGAGGAGCUCAGAGGCUGAAGCGUGAACUCCAGCACAAAUCGUGAGCCCCGUCAGGAGGGGGCGGGCUUCAUCGGCUUUCUGCUGUGUGAUCCCUCAUACGGCCCCUCAAUACCAUCCUUCCCCGACCUCCCUAUUUCCCAGGAGGCAGGGUGAGAAAGCCAGUGCUCCUUGUCACCAGGGGGCACGUCUGAGUGCAGAGUUUAUGCCUUGCUUGGCCUCGUGGGAUCUCCUUGUGGCCCCUCUCACUUCCCAUCUCCCUCCCACCCUCUGGAAGACAUCUUCUUACAGCUUUUGGAAUGACUGGUGGAAAUCUGACUUGGAAGCGUUGUCGAGUAGAAAGGGGAGAGAAUGGGGCGCGUGCACAGGAAGGGGACUAAGCCUUAUUGUGCCACUUAACCGGCCCGCAGAAUUAGUCCUUUGUCUGCUGCCUUCUGGACCACCUGAUUGUAGGAUCGAAAACCACGAUGGCGGUCAACUAACUGGUUCCACUCACCUACCUCACAGGCCUGUGAGGACAGAUGUCACGUAUUGCUGUGACUCUAUCCAAGGCCAGAGGGAAUGUGACCUGGGGAACCAGUGGUCUAGCUGAGAUGCGAGCCACGUUCAUCCCCCAAGA
Molecule: messenger RNA, 2554 nt
Organism: Kogia breviceps (pygmy sperm whale)
Lineage: Eukaryota; Metazoa; Chordata; Mammalia; Artiodactyla; Physeteridae
Gene: ESR2
Product: estrogen receptor 2
Biological process (GO): estrogen receptor signaling pathway; regulation of transcription by RNA polymerase II; cellular response to estradiol stimulus
Cellular component (GO): chromatin; nucleus
Molecular function (GO): zinc ion binding; estrogen response element binding; steroid binding
Source: RefSeq, a predicted model, not a curated record